UUUGUGUUGUUCUUUACAGGAAUAAGUUUCAGCCAAUGAGAAAUGUGCUCACAAACCAUUUUGGGGUUCGGAAAAGUGACAAGAGCGUACUUCCGGUUUGUUUUUAUUUUUUUGGCCCGGUGAAAAAUAAUCUACAACAACGAACAAAGCUUAUCUAUACACAGCAAAGAAGAAAAAGUAUCCGAUACAGAUGUCUGCACAUAAGUCGAAAUAAUAAAAAAACCCCAUUCUUUCUGCAAUGGAGAUUUGUGAAGAAGUUAGCUGUGUUUUGAAUGAGAUUUCUUAAUGGACUGUACAAAACCAGUUUUUCACAGUCAGUGAUUUUAGUAGACCUGUAGGAUGGGAAACAAACAGUCGUGUUGUAUUUACAACAGUCCAAAGAAUGGACACCGCAGUAAAGAGGAUAUCUAUCAGCCGCCACGGAACAGCGAAGAGGGGGUCAUGCUUCAUCAGCAGUCAAGCACGGCCUCACUGCAGGCUGUGCCACACAUCAGUGAACGUGAACCUGAAGAUGCUGACAGUGAUCCUUCCAACAACCCGCUUGCGAAGCCUCUGUUUUCUGCACGGUCGGAAAGUGAAAUUCAAAAGAAUAACAAACUGAGACGUAGAAGUCAACUGGUGAUGACCUCAGAGGGACAGACACACCAUGUUGAUGAGUACGGACAGCUCAAAAAGUUCAGCUCAUGUUCAACGAUUUACAUUGACGAUUCGACAGUGUCACAGCCUAACCUGAAGAACACAAUCAAGGCCGUUGCCCUGGCAAUAUACUUCCACAUACGUAACCGCGACAAGGUCCACAGACCAGGCUCAGAGUCACACAUACAAGACAUAUUUGAUGAGAAGCUUCAUCCGUUAACGAAAGAAUCACUUCCCGAUGACUACAGCAAUCGUGAUCCGGAACACAAACAUAUCUAUCGGUUUGUCAGGAACCUCUUCAAUGCAGCUCAGUUGACGGCGGAAUGUGCAAUCGUUACACUGGUGUAUCUUGAACGGUUAUUAACAUACGUUGAGAUCGACCUGUGCCCAGCGAACUGGAAACGAAUCGUGCUUGGUGCUAUACUACUAGCCUCCAAGGUCUGGGACGACCAGGCUGUGUGGAACGUCGACUUCUGUCAGAUUCUCAAAGACGUGGCCGUGGAGGACAUGAAUGAGCUGGAACGGAUAUUUCUUGAGUUGUUACAGUUCAACAUCAACGUCCCAUCCAGUGUCUAUGCCAAGUAUUACUUUGACCUGAGGUCGCUAGCCGAUGCACAUGAUCUCGUGUUCCCCAUGGAGCCGUUGAGCAAAGAACGUGCUCUCAAGCUUGAAGCUAUGUGCAGUGUGUGCGAGGACAAAAUGCGUGCCUGGCAGAAGAAAGGCAUACAACGUAGCUCUAGUCUGGACAGAAUAAACCGGUCAAACCGGGGCAGUAAGGCCAUCCUCUCCUGAUGAUGGCCACUCUAAACACUGUGUAAAUUAACAUGUUAUACGAGCUGUCAAACCAGACCAAACGAACGUGGUCGCUAAAAGACUAAGCCACAGAUCUUUCAUCAGUUUUAGUCUACGAUCGUCACUUGAUGUCAGAGUGAGUACAGUUAACGGUUGUCGUGUCUUAUUGCGAGAUUGACAGUUGUAAUCUGUCAGUGUCACGUGAUGUCAGAGUGAGUACAGUUGUAGUUGACGGUUGUUGUGUCUUAUUGCGAGAUUGACGGUUGUUGUGUCGUGUUGAGAGAUUAACAGUUGUAGUCUGCGUGCGAUAGCAUGUCAGAAGAACUACAGUUGUGUACUAUGAUUGUUGUGUUACAUCACAAGAACUACAGUUGUGUUUAUGAUCAUCGUGUUACGUCAGAAUAACAAGAGUUAGUCCAUGAUCGCCAUGUUACGUCAGAGAACUACAGUAACUGUUGUAGUUUGUGAUUGCCAUGUGAACUUUAUCAUCGUAUGAAGUAGGAAGAACUACUGUUUCAUUCACAGUUAACGAUCGUUGUGUUUUAAGUCAGAAAUACACGGUAAACAUUGUAGUUUAUGAUCUGUCAUUCUGUUACGUCAGAAAUACAUGGUAAACUUGGUAGUCUAUGAUCGAUCAUUCUGUUACGUUAGAAAUACAUGGUAAAAUGGUAGUUUAUGAUCGAUCCUUCUGUUUAGUCAGAAAUACAUGGUAAACACGAUAGUUUAUGAUCGAUCAUUAUGUUACGUCAGAAAUACAUGGUAAACAUGGUACAUGUGUAGUUAUGAUUGAUCGUUCUUUUACAUCAGAAAUACAUGGUCAACAUGACUGGACUGCAGUUAUUGUAGUGAAUGAUUGUUAUGCUGCAUCACAACUACAGUAACUGUCGUAGUCUAGGAUCGUCACAUCACAUCAAGAGAACUGCAGCUGCAGUCUUUGACUGUCACAUUAAGUCAAAACUACAGUAAUUUAUUGUAGUUGAUGAUUGUUAUGCUAUGAUUGUGGACUACGAUCGUCAUGUCUUGUCACAACUUCAUUUGUAGAUUAAGAUUGUUGUAAUAUGUCAGAACUUCAAUUGUAACCUACAACUGUCAUGUUAUGUUUGAACUAUCAUAAUCUACAAUCAUUGUGAUGAAAUGUCAUGUUAUGUCAGAACUUCAGUUACAAUCUACAGCUGUCAUGUUAUAUCAGAACUUAUAUUGUAAUGUACAACUGUCAUGUUAUGUCAGAGCUCUCGUAAUGUACGAUCAAUGUCUUACAUGAGGAGAAUUGUCAGGUUAUGUCAGAACUUCAGUUGUAGUCUCUGAUUGUUGUGUUAUGUUGGAACUGCAAUUGUAGUUCGUGAUUGCCAGGAUAUGUCAGAACUACAAUUGAAGUCUACAAUGUUACAAAAGUAACACAGUGCCUACGCUCCUGUCUAAAAUUAUGUAAUGCUUAUCAACAUGGUCUCCCCCUCCAUUUUCCCUGUCACUUUGAUCAAUAUUAUUGGAUUAAUAUUAAUUUGUAUUUUUGUUUGGUUUGGUUGGGUAAUAAAUACCGUAUAACAAAAAAAGAAAAAUUGGUUAAAAAUAAGAACAAAAUAGCAAUGACUGACAGAAUAUUUGAAACUAGAUCUUGUUUUUAAAAUAUUUUGUAACUCUUGACAAACACUCCCCUCUGUCUCUGCCAUAAUAUUUAAUAAUACAUCCAAUGAUAUCGCCUCCCCAUCUAAAGCAUUAUGUAAUUAUUGAAAUGCCGCCAAGUAGGUUCCUCUCUAAGACAAUAUGUUAAAAUUACCAAAUGUUUGACACCCAAUAGCCGAUGAUUAAUAAAUCAAUGUGCUCUAGUGGUGUUGUCAAACAAACCAAACUUUAACUUUGAUUUAACUUUAAAUGCUAAAAAAUUACCUUUAUGUUACUGAAAAUUUGGUUUUAAAAAUCUUAAUGAAUGACACUUGCUAAUCAGUUCAAAGUAAAUUUAAAGGGAAAUAACUCAGUUUCAACCGGUGAAAAUUAACACUAAGUUUAGUUAAUCUACAAACCUGUAAUGUAUUUGGAUAAAGUUACAAUUGAGUGAAACAUGAAUCUGUGAC
Messenger RNA from Gigantopelta aegis, 3497 nucleotides. Its product is annotated as cyclin-Y-like. NCBI's taxonomy places the organism in Eukaryota, Metazoa, Mollusca, Gastropoda, Neomphalida, Peltospiridae. The record is from RefSeq and is a predicted model, not a curated record. The coding region runs from base 340 to 1428 and encodes 362 amino acids. Gene Ontology annotation, biological process: regulation of cyclin-dependent protein serine/threonine kinase activity; regulation of canonical Wnt signaling pathway. Gene Ontology annotation, cellular component: plasma membrane. Gene Ontology annotation, molecular function: protein kinase binding; cyclin-dependent protein serine/threonine kinase activator activity. The transcript has 9 exons.